Chlorella variabilis is the source of this 887-nucleotide messenger RNA. Its product is annotated as expressed protein. The coding region runs from base 19 to 798 and encodes 259 amino acids. The record is from RefSeq and is a predicted model, not a curated record. Lineage: Eukaryota; Viridiplantae; Chlorophyta; Trebouxiophyceae; Chlorellales; Chlorellaceae. The transcript is spliced from 2 exons.
AGUGCUGCCUUGACCCCCAUGGAGGCUUCCCCAGAGUCCCCGCAGCAGGCCUCUGCCCAGGUGCAGGCAGAUGCCGCAGCGGGCGGCUGGAAGCCUGGUCCUCCUGCUGCAACACAGGACCUGAAGCCGCAGCAGCCAGAGGAUAGAGCGCCUGCAGAAGCGGGACAGGAGCUGCUGCCAGAGGCUGCAGGCGGGGCACCAGCAGGCGGAGCCAGCCGAGCGGACAGCGAGGAAGACGAGUUUGAUGCGGAGCUGGGCUCGUGGCUGGCGGGCAGGCUGCAGCGCAUGCAGCCGGGCGCCGAGCUGACGGUGGGCAGCGUCAAGGUGCUGGGGCGGCUGCUAGAUGAGAUUACAGCUCGGGUGCUGGAGGAGGCGCGGCGUGUCAACAGUGGCGAAGCGGCGCCGGGCAAGACAGCGGCAGCGGCGGCGGGCCAAGCAGGAUCCGCUGCAGCCCCUGCAGCUGCAACGGAUGCAGAAGCUGCCCCUGCAGCGGCGGCAGCGCAGCCGCAGGAGCGGCGGGGCAAGCAGCAGAAGAUGACUGCGCUGACGAGUCUGGACAUUUCCAAGGCCCUGAAGCGCGUGCUGCCUGGGGAGCCAGCCAGCAACAAGCUGCGGCCCUACCUGCCAGCCGUCACCAAGCAAGCCUGGCACCUCGACAAGCAGUCGCUGAAAGGCAUCAAGAAGCAGAAGCAGGCCGCAGCGGGCGCAGCGGCAGAAGAAGCCUGCGCCAGUGGCAGCAGCAAGAGCAAAGAGAACGAGCAGCGGCAGCAGCAGCAGCAGAUGGACGCGCUGCCCUGAGGGCCGUCGGUGGAGAGUUUUCAUUGCAAUAAUCUUGAAGCGUGCAGUGCUGUAGCAUGUGAAAGAUACAGUUUUAACAAAAGAAUAAG